Aegilops tauschii subsp. strangulata is the source of this 1029-nucleotide messenger RNA. RefSeq names its product oil body-associated protein 1A. Lineage: Eukaryota; Viridiplantae; Streptophyta; Magnoliopsida; Poales; Poaceae. The record is from RefSeq and is a predicted model, not a curated record.
CACCUGUCCAGAGAUUCGAGUACACUCACCUGAGCCACCAGCCUACCAGUACCCCAACACAAACACACAGUCUACGCAGGAUCGAAGAUGGCGGCGUCGUGCCACGACGUGGACGUGCCGGGGAAGCCGACGGAGACGGGGACGGCGCUGCUGGAGACGGCGACGGGCGCCAUCCAGGGGUUCGCGCCGAUCAACCAGAUCCACCAGCACCUCUGCGCGUUCCACUUCUACGGGGACGACAUGACGCGGCAGGUGGAGGCGCACCACUUCUGCGCGCACCUCAACGAGGACGUGCGGCAGUGCCUCAUCUUCGACGGGCCGGAGGCCGGCGCGCGCCUCAUCGGCCUCGAGUACAUCGUCACCGAGGAGCUGUUCCUCACGCUGCCCGACGAGGAGAAGCCGCUGUGGCACACCCACGAGUUCGAGGUCAAGGGCGGCGUCCUCUUCAUGCCCGGCGUCCCCGGCGUCGUCGAGCGCCGCGACCUCGAGCAGGUCGCCAGGACAUACGGCAAGACCGUCCACUUCUGGCAGGUCGACCGCGGCGACGCCCUCCCGCUCGGCCUCCCGCAGAUCAUGAUGGCGCUCACCCGCGAGGGCCAGCUCCGGCAGGAUCUCGCCGACUGUGUGGAGAAGAAGUUCAGCGUGUCGUUCCAGAAGGAGAGGGAGAACCGGGCGUACAUGAGCGGGCCGGCGCACGGCAUCCACCCGCUGGCCAAUGCUGCUGGCAAGGGCUUGAAGACGGAGAUCCGCGAGGUUGAUCUUCCGGCUGCCAAUACUGGAGCCAGGAUUUUCACCUGAUCUGCCCGUGGCGUGCGUACGUGUCUGCGAGAUGGGUGUAUGAUAGCUGGAGAUAGGGUAGUUAAUAAAGUGUCAACUACCCUUUGUUUCGCCUCUUGGAAAUGGAGUGCUCGAAGAAUGAGUUACGAAUGACAGUAUAGGCAGCGCCGGAGGGAGGAACCGUGUAUCUAGACUUAGAAGGGGCCAAAUGAAACCAUCUUCCACUCAAAGAUAUUGUUUUAUUUUUAAAAA